CUGUCCUUGUCAGGUGAUUUGAUGCUUUUUGGGCAAAACUGACUCAGAAAUACUGUGAGAAACCAAAGCGUUCAAGAAGUUGCUGCAGAAUGUUUCUUUGCGAGGAAAGCUGUGCUGGACAAAUAACAAGCUAUAAUCUGCGGCAACUCUUCUUAUGAAAGAAUUUUUGUUAAAAAAAGAAGCUUAGAAGAUGAAACAUUCCUCCAGUUCAGUUUGAUCACAUUCCAUGAGAACACAAAAUGCAUCCUGAAUCUAAAAAGCAGUUGAACGUCAUUGUUUUAGGAGUAGCCUUUAUGUUUAUGUUCACUGCUUUCCAAACAUGUGGAAACACUGCACAAACUGUUAUCACAAAUUUGAACAACACAGAUUUUCAUGGCAGUGGCUAUACCAGCAUGGCCAUUAUUUAUGGAGUCUUCUCAGCAUCAAAUCUUAUUUCACCUUCAGUGGUUGCAAUUGCAGGGCCACAGCUCUCUAUGUUUUCUAGUGGCAUCUUUUAUAGCAUAUAUAUAGCUGUCUUUAUUGAACCAUAUCCAUGGAGCUUCUACACAGCCUCUGUUUUCCUUGGCAUAGCAGCUGCUAUAUUGUGGACUGCCCAGGGAAACUGUCUGACAAUAAAUUCCAAUGAAAACACAAUUGGCAGAAACAGUGGAAUCUUCUGGGCAUUACUGCAAUCUAGCUUGUUUUUUGGGAAUCUGUAUAUAUACUUUGCCUGGCAAGGGAAGACCCAUAUAACAGACAGUGACCGCAGGACCGUCUUCAUUGCUCUGACAGUGAUCAGUCUUGUAGGGACCGUUCUGUUCUUUCUCAUCAGGAAUCCACAGGAAUCAAAUACAGAAGAAGGAGAAAUAGCAGACAAUGCUGAUAACCUUGUAGAACCAACGUCUGACCAAAGUAAAAUGACAAGAGCCACAGAUGCAUUUAAAAGCUCUAUCAAGUUGUGUUUCACGAAAGAGAUUCUGUUACUUAGUAUCACAACAGCCUAUACAGGUCUGGAAUUAACAUUCUUCUCUGGAGUGUAUGGGACCUGUAUAGGAGCUGUAAAUAAAUUUGGUGCUGAAGAAAAAAGCCUGAUAGGGCUCUCUGGUAUUUUUAUUGGCAUUGGGGAAAUAUUAGGUGGAGGAAUCUUUGGCCUCCUAAGCAAGAGCAGCCGUUUUGGCCGGAACCCAGUGGUGAUGUUAGGCAUCAUCGUCCAUUUUGUAGCCUUCUAUUUGAUUUUCUAUAACAUACCGAAUGAUGCACCUAUUGCCUCCAUCUACGGAACAGACAGCAUAGCAUAUAUGGAACCAAGCAAAGAAGUGGCUAUUUUUUGCAGUUUCUUACUGGGUCUAGGUGAUAGCUGUUUCAACACUCAGCUCCUCAGUAUUUUGGGGUACCUGUAUGCAGAAGACAGUGCUCCAGCUUUUGCUAUCUUCAAAUUCGUUCAGUCUGUCUGUGCAGCCAUAGCAUUUUUCUACAGUAACUAUCUGCUUCUUCAGUGGCAGCUCCUGGUUAUGGCUGUGGUUGGGUUCUUUGGGACAAUUUCCUUUUUCACCGUGGAGUGGGAAGCCCCAGCCUUUGUUGCCAAGAACGUAGAUUACAGCAGCAUUUAAGGAAAGCCUUUUCAUCAUCCUAGGAUUCACAUGCUAACACAUCCAUUUCUUGAAAUGAGCUGUUAGCAUUUGCAAUUACAGAAGCAUGUUUGAAGGAAAUCUUUUUCCACCCUGGAAUAAUGGAGAGCAACUAUUACUUGGCAUGGAACAAGUAAGCACCAAAGUUUUGUUUUGAAUCAACUCGUGCUGAUGUGAAGGUUCAUUCACUACAGUGUGGAGGAAGAGAGACCUGGAAAUCAGGGCACCAGGAUAUUCUCUGUAUCACUGCCACUUUGCUGAGUGGCUGCAUCUCAGGUUUAUUACUAUCGACUGUGGAAAUCCUGCCCUUCUAAAAAUAUAUUGCUAUUUUGGUUGCAGUUAUGUACGUCUGAAACUUUGGUCCAGCUGUUUACUAAGAAUUUUUCCUUUGUUGGUGUUUGUGUACACUGCAACACAGAUAUGGAAGAUUAAUUUGUUUCAUGGAUUUGUGCAGACAUUGUAUACAGACUCUAAAACUUUUUUUGUUAAUUUACCAGUCCCAUUUUCUCCUGAGACAUUUACUUUACAAGAUACACUAUCAUCUGUGUUGAAAAAAAAGAAUGUAUUUAUGGGAUAAGUAGCAUAAGGAAUUAAAUACAUUUGCACAAGCUAUUUUGCUAAUUUUAUGUAAUCUAAUCAGAGGCUGAAAAUUAUUAAGGUCUCAGUCCUCUGAGGCUAUUUAUCUUUACUCAGGAUCAACUUUAUGAUGAUUUUUGCUGCUAUAAGACUGUGUAAGAAAUGGUUUCCAAAGACCCCUAAUGACAUUAUCAUAAUACACCUACAAAUAUGUAAACACCUUGGUGGCUUAACUGAGUUCAGUGGGAUUUGUCACAUGCAUAAAAUUACUUGGAUGCAUGAAUUUGGUGUAUGAUUAAGGAAAGUGCCAUGAAUUGUUUUAACCCCAUUCACUUAUGUUCGUUGGUUAGUAACAACCUCUGGCCACAGUGUUCUCUUAUUGAUAUAUUUUCUCUGUAUCUGAAGAAGUGUGCAUGCACACGAAAGCUU
Gekko japonicus is the source of this 2612-nucleotide messenger RNA. It is a transcript of the gene MFSD11, whose product is annotated as major facilitator superfamily domain containing 11. The record is from RefSeq and is a predicted model, not a curated record. Bases 240 to 1589 code for a protein of 449 amino acids. NCBI's taxonomy places the organism in Eukaryota, Metazoa, Chordata, Lepidosauria, Squamata, Gekkonidae. The transcript is spliced from 14 exons.